GUUGGUAGUGGUGUAAGAAGUGCUCCCCUACUAAACCCUGGUAUAAACGAUACCCUUUCCUGUACUGGUGGUGGAUAGUAUUUGUGACCAUGACGCGUUGCGACACCAUCGUUACCGCCACGCCAGCACAGGGGUGGCCAUAAAUUUGCGCUUGAGACUCAUUUGCCAAUGGAACUGGUUGCGAGUAAGAUCAAAGGAAGAGCGGUGGGCGAUUGCGCAGAUUUCGGGCCCCGCGUUAUUGUUUUCUAUUUGACUCAAGUCCCAUAAAGCCGAUAAGAAAGGGGUCGCAGGACUUCAAAGACUGUGAGGAGACAGAAUAGAAAGAGCGAUCCACCAGAUUUCGACCACAUGAUAAUAAAAAUACUGGACUAUUUGAAGUGGACUCUGUGUGAUGGGUGUUCGUAGUAAGCGAGUAUCACGUGACCGAGUUGUAAAUGUUGAUUAGCAUACGGAAGGGUCGCCGAGGUCGGAUGGUCGUCAUUCACAGAGUUUACUUGACGAAACGACGGAAGGGUUUAGAUUCGAGCGCCCAUACCUAACUAAUUUUCAACUGCUGUUAGAUACUGUAUGAUAUACAGCUAAAAAGGGAGCACCUAAUUCUUCGACCCGCGCUCUGCAAUAAAAAAUUAUUUCUGCAUUUGUGUUUUCUGGCCAGAAUGCAGAUCGGCAUGGAACAGGCUUGGCAAGCUCAACGCCCUACCGGAAUGGACAGUUGUGCUGCAGAAUAUAGAGGCAUUUCUGCCCCUAUGAACGGACUUUACGGAACAAGCAGUAGGCAACGGGCCUCAUGCAAUGCCAUGGUCAGUGUCGGUUCUUCAAACCCUGAACAACUUAGUGCUUUUCACUACUCCUACCCCAUGUAUAACUCACCCACCGAGUCAAGUUUGGCUGCAUCCAGUGCUGGAGACGAGCUGCCGCCGGGAGCCGCCGGGAGUGGGGUGUCUCCAGCGGCAGCCGCGGCGGCCUGGAAUAGCAGCGAAAUCCGUGGUGGGGCAGCGGCCGCCGCAGCCGCCGCCGCUCAUGGGGCAACACCUCGCCCCUACGCCAAUACAUUCGGCAAUACAUUUCUAACUCAUGCAGGAUCUCCUCCCCAUCACGCCCAUAUGGCACAUCAGCAGCAAUACAUGAGCAGCAACGCUUACGGCUCCCCGUACGGUCUCCACAACUCACCAUAUCCUCUUGAUAUGACAGGAGGCGCAUCAUCGUGUAGUCUUCUUGCAACCUUCACAACGACCCCUCGAAGAACGAAACGCCGUCCAUACUCCAAGUUACAGAUCUACGAACUAGAGAAGGAGUUCACAACUAACAUGUACUUGACCCGAGAUCGUCGCUCGAAGCUCUCACAGGCUCUCGACCUCACCGAACGCCAGGUCAAAAUCUGGUUCCAGAACAGGCGAAUGAAGAUGAAAAAACUGAACGACAAAGAAAAGACCCAAUCGACAAAGAAGAAGUCGGCUGAAGGCUCAUCGCAUACCUCAUCUACCACCUCAUCCACCUCAUCAACAUCGUCGACAUCGUCGGCUUCUACGAUGUCGCAAUCGAGUUCCUCACAGCAUCAACAGCAGCAGCAGCACCAUCACCAUCAACACAAUCACCACCACCAUAAUCACCACCCGUUACCCGUUGCGAUUAACACGUCACAUCCCUCAGUUGGUCAUCAACCACAGCUUCGAUGAAAGCACCGAUGUGGCAUCGACGUCGAAACAAAUAUAUCGGACAAUCUAUCUUUCUCUCUGCGCGUGUGUGUGUAUAUGUGUGUACAAGUGAGCUUAUUCAUAAGUAGCGGCACAAACUAUUUUUAAUCGUGCUGAUAUAGAAACAUUUUUGAGAUGUCCUGGAAGCAUCACCACUGCAAAUUAGUGGCUUUAGGGUUUAUAUCAUCUGAUUAAAUAAUCGUCAUAUCAUAUGAAUGAAACAAAUACAUGUAAUGGCAAGAACAGAUCCUGUUUAAUUAAAAGCGGGGAGACUUGCAUUAAUUAUUCCUAUCUUCAGCCAUCUUCUCAAUGGAUAAUUCAAGGUGUAUUCGUGCGUUUCUCUGAAGGAGUGGAAACGUGAAUACAGCGGACUUUGCCGUGUCCACUUGAAAGAAACUGGAUUUGACAAAGCGUUGAGUUGCGCCUGAUUUAUAAGUGUUGAUGAUAAUCAUUUCCAGCCAUCUUGGAUUUAUCCCAUUGUUAGUCACGUUUAAUGUAUCUACUUUUCACUUACGUUUCUUGAAAUUCGUAUUAUUCCACACACUAAAAAAAAAUGCUUUUAUGUUAAUUACUUUAUUUACUUGUACGAAGCUGUUGCCUUGGACAUGUCCGGUUAAAGAAGCGACCGUAUCUAAAUACAUCUUUCGGAUGAUAUGAAAGAGACUACAUUAUGAUUUUCUUUUUUUAAUCACCAAUGUCCUAUUUCUUCCUGGUCUCCUAAUAACACACUUCCUUUAUCUCUGCACUUUUGAGAAACCGACGUCUUUUAAAUGUGCCUUUCCAAUCUCAUCCCUCCCUUAGUGGCUUCUCUUCUGUUGUAGGCACGCUUUAUGGACUUAAAUUUGCACAAGUACAACAAUUGACAAAGUCCAGUCCAGAAAUAUGAUAAUUAUAACGAAAUAAUGCAUUUUCACUUGGUACAACUCUGCCGUUCAAAGAUGUUUUGCCUUUCUUCUUUCCGUGUUGAAUUAUCUGGACGCACAUCGUUAUAGAAUGCUUCUUUCUCGUGUCAACGCUGAACAUCUACCUAUAUGUUCAAUUCAGUUUGAAAUGAACAUUUUUUUCCCCAGUAUUAUUUUUCACAUCUUACAAACAACUUUCAGAUAACAAUAAUAUAGUGUUUAAAGAGUAACAUAAGCACAAUUCAAGAACAUGUUAAUACGGGGGGGGGGGGGGUAAAUAUAUUGAAGGAAGAGUUUGUGUCGGUUACGUCUGAGUAUUUUGUUCUUCCUCCUUUCAUCACCCUGUUUAAGGGUUAUAAAGCAAUUAACUCAUUCUAAGAAUAAACUUUCAUGUCGUGAAAGAAACCGUUAUUUGAAUAAAAAUGCGAAUAGAUAACUUUUAUUUUAUCGAGCAUUUGUUCGAUUUAUUUCUUCUCCAUGUAAUACAAUGUUUAUAUUUCCUCAACGAAUAUGACCUUAAGUGAAUUUGAAGUCUUAACUUCAUGCUUGGAUCAGUCCGGUAUUUAAAACAAAUCUCGAAUCUACUCUCCUAUAUGACGUAAUAUGAAAUAAAUGAAUAGAUUAUGUUGUUUUCAAGUAUUCAUUUGAUAUAGAUAUUUGCAAUACCGUGCUAUAUCCAAUACUUUCUCUUAUAGCAGUUUAUCCUUUUGGAAGUAAUGUGUAUUUUUACCUAUAACAAUGGUAAUACGCUUAGGUUGCAGGUCAAUAUUUUCUUCAAUAUGUAUCUGCAUUUGGAUGCACGUCAGGUGGUUUUUAUUCAAUCGAGUGGAGAAUCAAUGAGUUUUGGGAAUAAAUAUGCAGGAAAUACAAAUGACAGAGACAUAAUGAUUUAAUCAAUUAAUUGAAUUUGUUUAAUGUAUUGAAUUGUCAAUAUUCUACUCGCAAUUGUUCUUUUGAAGGAAAAUGGAAAGGAGGUGAUAUAAUACGAAAUAUUUUAACCCAUGGGUCAAUUAUAUUCACUAGCCACUGUGGAUAAUUGAUUCUUUUUAAAACUAUUUUUCUCUAUGAGUGUGUCAAGGAUGUGAUGAUGUUGUAUUUUAAUAUCCUUGAAUGUGACUUUUAACAAAAUCAGUAAUUAUUAAUAGUGUGUAUUUUCUCAAUGAUGUCAUGGAAACUGAAUAUACCUCAUUCUUAAAUCUCUAUUGUUUUUUUGUUUUUUCAUUGAAGUUCACCAGAUAUUUAGACGAAUUGCCAAACUUGUCACAAUUAGAUUUAUAUCUGUAUGUAUAAAUAACAAAAUUAAUUUAAAUUUGCCAGUUUUUCAAGCGUUUAUAGACGCAUUUUUUGACGAAUGAUAUGAAAUUGCUGCACGCAUAUUGUAAUGAAAUGGAUGUACACAAAUAUUACGACAACAGGAACAUUUUGUUGUGGUAUGGUUAAGAAAAGAACGAUUUGCUAAGGGUAGUUCUUUACACAACAUUGCAUUGAUUUAAACAGAAUAACUGUUAACAAGAAAACGAAAGUACACGAUGUGCCAUUAUCAUUUCUUAAAUGUUUCCCUGUUUGAAAAAAAUAUAUAUAGAUGUGUGUAAAUAGUAGUUCCUUGUUUAACUGUAUCGUGUUUUUUGAAAAGGGUCGUUUUUGUGAUUUUUGAGACAGAUAAUCCCACAAAUAUUCUGAUAGAACCGACUAAUCUGCCUAAAGGCAAUGGUGAUGACCUUAGUAGUACUACACAAUAGGUGUCCGUCACAGACCAGUCGAAUGGCUUUUCAUUUUGUCACCGAAUCUAUAGAAGUAUUUACCAAAGACCAAGCAAAUAAACACGUCCAUAUGAACUUGAAGGGUAACCCUA
This is a messenger RNA of Strongylocentrotus purpuratus (purple sea urchin), 4448 nucleotides long. RefSeq names its product homeodomain protein (gene Hbox7). The transcript is spliced from 2 exons. The record is from RefSeq and is a predicted model, not a curated record. Bases 657 to 1676 code for a protein of 339 amino acids. Gene Ontology annotation, molecular function: DNA-binding transcription factor activity, RNA polymerase II-specific; RNA polymerase II cis-regulatory region sequence-specific DNA binding. NCBI's taxonomy places the organism in Eukaryota, Metazoa, Echinodermata, Echinoidea, Camarodonta, Strongylocentrotidae. Gene Ontology annotation, biological process: regulation of transcription by RNA polymerase II. Gene Ontology annotation, cellular component: nucleus.